GGGGGGGUGGCCUUUGUCCCUCCUCCCUCUGCUGCAAGCUCUUUCGCUUUCACUGCUGGUGGAUGAUUUCCUGCUGAGAUCUGGGACGCCGGCCCAGGGUAGACAUGGCAGAGAGCGCGUCCUGCAAGCUCGUCGAGUAUUUGAACGAUCUAGAAGCAAGAGAGUUCAAGAUGUUCAAGUUUCACCUGGAGAACUAUUCCCUGGAAGACGGCUACAAGCGAAUCCCCCGCUCCAAGACGGAGGUGGCCGACGCCAUGGACAUAGCUCGGGCCAUGGUCCAGGCUUACCAGGAGUCCAGGGCUCUGCAGAUGGCGGUGAAGAUAUUGGAUGAUAUUAACCGGAAGGAUCUGUCACUAAGGAUCCAAAAGGACAUGCCGGAGGUUUUCCGUCAGUCGCCAGAGCCGGCUGGUGCGAGUGAGGAUGACGACAAUGACCAGCAGGAGAAGCUGGUCUCGGAGCUGUGCGAUCGAUUUUUCGGAAGCAAGAAGAAAGUGGAGGUGAAGCUGGAUCCCAACACCGCAUUCCCCACUCUGCUGAUCUCCCGAGACCAGAAAAGCAUGAGGCUCGGGGACCGCCCUCAGUACCUUCCCAGCAACUCCGAGCGUUUUGAUUUCCAGCCCUGCGUGCUGGGUGCCCCGGGCAUCUCUGGUGGGCAGCUGGACUGGGCAGUGGAGGUGGGUGCCGGGAAAGGCUGGAUCGUCGGCGCCGCCCGGGAGUCAGUGGAGAGGAAGGGGUAUUUCUACCUAACGGCUGAGCAGGGGUUCUGGGGGCUGGAGUUGAACAAUGGGGAGUACCAGGCGCUCAGCACCCCUAAGACGACGCUUUUCCUACGGGAGCCUCUGCGCAGGAUUAAGGUGCAUCUAGACUACAUCCUUGGACAACUGUCCUUCUACAACAAUGACACUAUGGAGCACAUCUUCACUUUCAACUACCCUUUCUCUGAGAAGAUGUUCCCUUUCUUCUUGACCUGGGACACGGACGUCCCACUCCAGCUCUGCCCAUGUGAUUGAGAGUGCCUCCCCCCACAUGCUUUGCAAGAGCAGGGAUGUUAAACUCCGGUGUGCAGGCCAAAAUCCCAGCCCCGUGAAUGACCCACUGCCACCUGCCUACGUACUUCCACUUUCACUUUCACUUCCUGUCUGGAUCGGGUGUGUACCUUCCUCGACUGUCUCGCGUGACUUUGUCGGAUGAUAUUUUGUGUUGUUUCUUGACGUGUUGUUUCUUGUGUUGUUUCUUCUUCAGCUCUUGGAGCCAUGGUUUUUUGGUAAGAAUCUGCGCUUUCAUUAAAAAAAAAAAAGGUAA
Messenger RNA from Dermochelys coriacea (leatherback sea turtle), 1302 nucleotides. RefSeq names its product E3 ubiquitin-protein ligase TRIM7-like. Bases 105 to 1010 code for a protein of 301 amino acids. The transcript has 4 exons. Gene Ontology annotation, molecular function: protein binding. Lineage: Eukaryota; Metazoa; Chordata; Testudines; Dermochelyidae. The record is from RefSeq and is a predicted model, not a curated record.